AUGGCAGCCGCAACCACAUCGAUCUGCAAGUACACGUACAAGCCAUGCACACAUCCGCGGUCGGUCAAGCGCAAUGGCACGCUGCAUCUCCUCUGCGAGUUUCACCGCAACAAGGCCAACGCGAUCCAGAAAACCGAGGCCCGGUCGUCGAUUUCCAACGUCGAAGACGUCGGCAACGUUAUGCUCGACACCUUUGACUGGGCUUUUCUGGACGACAUGAUUCUCGCCAUUCAGCGCGACAUCGACCCGCUCUUCCCGUGCACCUGA
Messenger RNA from Saprolegnia parasitica CBS 223.65, 267 nucleotides. RefSeq lists its product as hypothetical. NCBI's taxonomy places the organism in Eukaryota, Oomycota, Saprolegniomycetes, Saprolegniales, Saprolegniaceae. The record is from RefSeq and is a predicted model, not a curated record. The coding region runs from base 1 to 267 and encodes 88 amino acids. The transcript is spliced from 2 exons.